Pestalotiopsis fici W106-1 is the source of this 5412-nucleotide messenger RNA. RefSeq names its product U3 small nucleolar RNA-associated protein 10. The record is from RefSeq and is a predicted model, not a curated record. Bases 1 to 5412 code for a protein of 1803 amino acids. NCBI's taxonomy places the organism in Eukaryota, Fungi, Ascomycota, Sordariomycetes, Amphisphaeriales, Sporocadaceae. The transcript has 3 exons. Gene Ontology annotation, molecular function: snoRNA binding. Gene Ontology annotation, biological process: maturation of SSU-rRNA from tricistronic rRNA transcript (SSU-rRNA, 5.8S rRNA, LSU-rRNA); positive regulation of transcription by RNA polymerase I. Gene Ontology annotation, cellular component: 90S preribosome; t-UTP complex; small-subunit processome.
AUGUCGUCUUUGGCCGCGCAGCUUGCGCAAAUCGCUGCCAACUCCAAGACCACCCUCGACGUUAGGGCGCAAAAAGCUGCCCACUCGAAAUCUUUAAUCUUCGAGCCUCGAGUCGCCGCCUCGCAGAGUUACCAUUCUCUCUACAAGAUAUGCCGCGAAGGGUUUGACGAGCUGUGCCAAUUGGAUGCCCGCUUUGGUGCUUUCGCCAGUACCAUCUUUAGCGAGCAGAGUCAGGAUGAGGAUCGCAACCAGAUGACGGCCGCCGAGAAUGCGGAGCUCGACAAGAGAAUAGAAUCAUUUCUUCGCUUGGUUGGUGGCCGUCUCAGGCUAAUGCCGGCCAUUAGAUCCGUGGAAUGGCUUGUUAGAAGAUUUCGGAUUCACGAAUAUAACACCGCCGCUGUCUUGUCCACCUUCUUGCCCUACCACAGCAUCCAGGUAUUUGUGACACUCAUGUCAAUCUUGCCAGCCAAAAUCCCCGACGAAUACCGCUUCCUGAGCCCUUAUAUCCGCUCUCUCACCGCGCCGCCUCGAUCCGUUCUGGUGUAUCAGGCCACGCAUCACGCCGACUUCCUCACAACCAUCUCCGAACACACUUUGGAGACUUGCAGACACCAGCAACAUUAUCCGGCCCUGAUAUCAUUCUGGGGUGGCAUCAUGAUCGAGGCUGUGAACGGAAUGCUCGACAAAAUGCGAUCUGGUCGCAAGACUAUCCAGAAGAGCAACGACCAGGCUAUACUGCACUUGAUUGGACCCAUCCUUAGCGAGGCAAUGGUUUUGAAGAAGGUCCCUAGCCUCCAAAUCGCAUCCUAUAUGGUUAUUGUCGCAUUCGUGUGCAAGGGAAAUCUGGACGACGCAACCAUUACGGCUUUGAUGGAGCAAUUGGUUACAGGAUGGACUACCGAAACCCUCCGCCCUGGUCUUGUGUGCUUGUCAAUCAUGGCUCAGUAUAGAUCGCCAAAGCAGAUGUCAAGAAAGGUAACCAAAGCACUCCUCAAUGUGACAGGUUUACCCGAAAUUUUGGACGACAUCCGAAAGGAACACAAGAUUGAGAAGCUGUCAAACGGCUUCUGCCUAGCGUUGAUUGACCGCAUCAUGAAGAAGGGAGACACGACUGGCCUGCAAUUCAUCGAGGCAAUUGUUCCGAAGCAGAUACUCAGCAACCAGCAGCUCUCGGUAGUAUUCAAAUCUCUCAUGCUAGCAGCUCACCGGGUAGACGAUUCGGUCGACGAAAAUGGAAUGGCUCGACAGGAACUCGCCGCUACAAUUGUUCGUUUAUCACAGACCACAGGAGCGCCGGCUGAAGUAUUUGCAAAAGCGAUCAUGGACACCGAGAUCGAUGUUGAGGCUCUUGAGCUGAGGCUCGACACCAAAAUUCGGCCCAAAGCUCUUCCCCAGACUCAAGAGGGACCUGAAGAAACUGUGGACGCAAAUGGAGAUGUACCCAUGGCCCCUGAAGACUUUGAUACGAUUUUCGAUCGCGUCAACCAACACGCAACUGCCACAGCAACCUCUUGUCUCCUACCUACGCCUCCAGAUGUCUUCACGGACCUCUGCUCCCUGUAUCUAUCAGCCGUUCCAGACCGUGGUAACCUAGCAACUUUCCAAAGAGCUGCCGCUGUCCAACGGGGUGAAGCCCCCAAUAAUCCAUUCUUCUUCACUUUCCUGAUCCGAAUCUGGUGCGGACCUUACCCCACUCUGGCCAGGUCAAAUGCGCUGGACAUGGCAAAGGACCGGAUCAAGUCAGGUGAUUGUGAGUCAGUUGACUUCCAGUCACUGCUCCCGUACUGUGUGGCAAGCCUGAGUGACCCGGCCAAGAAGGUUCGUCGCUCUGCAGCCGAUCUUAUCACAGUUUUGGACGGAUUAGCUGCCAGUAAUCCGGAGCCAUCGACGCACUGGGCAACCCGGGGGCUUUAUGGCAAGGCAGAGCCAGUCACAGUUUUAGAGAAAAAUGCGGUUCGCAAGUUGCUGCAAAGCGUCUUAAUGCCAUCUUUGGAAGAGUGUGUCCUCAACGCUGAACACAUUCAUGCUGUCGUUCAGUCUUCCCUCGGAAGCAGUUCCCGUUCUUCUGCAGACGGAAGUGAAAAGGACAAGAAGAGUCACAUGUCACAUGGAAUCAGGCUGGCUGUGCUGACCUUCCUGGCUGGCCAUGUCGUGGAAACCCCACUGUUGCCCGUCAAACUGCGACUAUUGCAGCCAAUUAACCAAGUCAAGGGGGUUUCGGGUACUACCCGUACAACAUUGCUCCUGCCGUUGCUAAAGUGGUGGGCAUCUCUUUCUCCUGAGACGGCAAGUCAAUUAUGCAAAGAACAGAACGUCAGCGAAUCAGCCAUGGAUACGACUGCCGUCGAGACUGUCGUGCCCAACGACAACGACGGUCUCGAGUAUCUACUCCAGUCUGUCCAGACGCCGGCCCUAUCCAGCCGGGAAAAUCUGCUUCACGCCGUGUUCCUUCGCAUUGAAAAGAUGUGGCCGUCGAUGAAAACAGAGACGAGGCACGUAGUAGCCGAUAGGCUGCUUGCUAUGGCCCAGGAAAACGCAUCGGGAGAGCGCUCUCCUGUCGCCACUGAAGCGGCAGACGUCCUCAGAAAUGUGGAACUGGCCACCGAGAAUCUCCUAUCUUUCUUGGAUUCUUUACAAAAUGCUGCAAAGAUGGCAAAUGAGACCCCGCCCAACAAGAGACGACGGACAAGCUCUUCAGAAUCCCGAGGAGCCGUUUCUCAAGCUGAUCAUGGUUUGACCCAGGCAUUGAGGCAGGUCACAUUCGUUCUUCAGCUCGUUGAAGGCUCUGAUCCUGCAAAACACCCGCACAUUCUCAACGCUCUCUUCAACACGUUAUCAGAACUGCAACACUUCCGAACCCUGCUCGGCUCAGAGCUUGGAUACUUGCAAAAUCUUGUUCUCCGAAGCUUGUUGGCUAUAGUUCCUGCUUACAGAGAUGACAAGACGCUCAAAAUCGAUGGAUCCAGCGGCCAUGGUGACUUACUUGUCAGCUGCAUUCAGAAGUCGUCGAGUCCUGCAGUACAGAAUACAGCACUGCUCCUUGUCGCAAGCCUGGCCAGCGUUGCGCCAGAGCUGGUUUUGCACAGCGUAAUGCCCAUCUUCACGUUCAUGGGCAACUCGGUUCUGCGCCAGAGCGACGAUUAUUCUGCGCACGUUAUCAACCAGACUGUCAAGGAAGUUGUACCGCCAUUGAUUCAGUCCCUCCGCAGGGGAAAGAAGAGUCCGGUUGCUGGCGCCGCGGAGCUCUUGUUGAGCUUUGUCACUGCAUUUGAGCACAUCCCGUCUCACCGAAGACUCGGCCUCUUUGUGUCGCUACUUGAGGUGCUUGGCGCUGAGGAUUUCCUCUUUGCACUGUUGGCUAUGUUGGUGGACAAGUAUGGCUCGACUGCUGACGUUUUGUCCUUUGCAAGCCAGGUCUUCCACCAAUUCAGUGUUGAGGUUGAGCUGCAGACUGUGAUUAAGCUUUUGAAUCUUACCGGCGAUCUGUUCCAGUCGCGACCUACCCUUUCGACUGCGUUGUUGAGCACCAGCGAAGAUCGUGACCGCGAUCCUCAAAAAAUUGCCCUCGCCCAAUUAGACUUGCCCCCUCGUCUACUAUCGAGCAAGAAGCUGAUCACCCAAAUUGCAAAGAUGACUGAGAAGGACGAUAUGGAGGCAGCCAAGAUCCGGGAGCUCUACUCGACCCUCCUCGAGGAUCUUUUGUCUCUCGCCGAGAGCUUGAAACCAUACAAGGCACUCCAUGACAGAUGUGGUGACAGCUUGCCCAAGCUCCUCAACCUCCUUCCCAUUGGUGAAUUCGUCAAGGCGGUGGAGAACCUCUUGGAUCGCCCCGAUAUUGUCAUUCGUCGCAAGGUCCUGCGGGCAUUGCAAGUCCGUAUCGACCGCGAAGGUCAAGCAGAUGCUCUGUCCAGGACCGCAUUGCUGGCCUUCCUGCCGCAGUUGACAGCCAUUAUCAGAACCUCGGACGAUAUGGCUUACAAGUACGUGGCUGUGGAAUGCGUGGAUGUGAUUGCCCAAAAGUAUGGCAAGAAGGACCCAGAGGCUGUUUCUGCAGCUGCCAUGACUAUUGCAGGCGAUCAGUGCCUUGGCCAAAGCGAUGUCCGCCUGCGGAGUCUGGGCUUGCUGUGCUUGGCAUCUCUUGUCGACGUACUGCAAGACGGCAUGGUUCCAGUUCUACCAGUCGCUACUCCCAAGUGUCUGGUCUACCUGAAGGAAUCUGUAGCAGACGCUGCCAGGAACACGGCACUGCACAACGCAUGCUACACCUUCAUGCAUGCUUUGGCGCAGCAUCUCCCUUACAUGUUGUCUGGUACCAUUCUGCAACAACUGCUUGCCGUGUCUAGCGAAUCCGCGGCGGCCGAACUCGAUACUGAUGCUAUCGACUCACGUGUUCAAUGCCUUCAAUUCCUUGCUAAGACCGUGGAAGCAAAGGCAAUCUUCACCGCUCUCGAGGUCAACUGGGCAGUGGCUUCAGAUAGUGGCUUCAACGCUAUCAUGGAAUACCUCGAUAUUCUUGGUCUAGCCAUUGACAAACACAGCAAGUCGGAUAUUGCCAAGAACGUCAGCUCCCUGUCCAACAUUUUCCUGUCGGCUCUCGAUCUGCGCCGUGUGGAACAUGGCCGGGGCGAGAUUAGCAAGAACAGCGCCCGCAACCUCGCGCGCAUUGAAGAUACCAUUAACGCCGUAGCCCUGCGCAUGGUUUACAAGCUCAAUGAUGCAGCUUUUAGACCCAUCUUCUCCUCGCUCAUGGACUGGGCUGUCGGUCCCGACUUGCCGUCGUCUGACCUUGUCGGCCGCAACCUUCGACUUUUGGGCGCCUUCUCCUUCCUCCUGUCCUUCUUUGACAGCCUCAAGUCCAUUGUCACAAGCUACGCUAGCUACAUGGUCGACCCAGCGGUCGCGACGCUGCAAAGACUGGAUCCGAAGCAAGGAGGCGAGCAAAAGGACCUGUGGAGGAAGAUCCUCAGCACCCUGGCCAAGUGCUUCGAGCACGACCAGGACGACUUUUGGCAGGCCCCAGCACACUUUUCGGUGGUGGCGCCUGUGCUGACCAGCCAGCUCCUGCACGCGUCCUCGACGGGCGCAGUGGACAUGAUGACGCACGACCUCGUGCCUACGCUCGUUGAGCUGGCCGCCGCCGCAGACUCUCAAGACCACCACAAGGAGCUCAACGCGGCCCUGCUCAAGCACCUGCGCUCCGAGUCGGCAGGUAUCCGCCUGGCUGCUGUCAAGGCCGAGCAGAAGCUCACGGAGCGUCUGGGCGAGGACUGGCUCGCCAUGCUGCCCGAAAUGCUGCCGUACAUUAGCGAGCUCCAAGAAGACGACGAGGAGGACGUUGAAAGGGAGACGCAGCGAUGGAUUGUGGGUAUCGAAGGUAUCCUGGGCGAGAAUCUCGAUGCCAUGUUGCACUAA